AUGACCUCCUGGAAGCUUGGUGCCGUCAUGAAAUCCGCAAGGGCAGGUGUUGCUGCGGACACCUCACCCUACUCCUCAAUAAUGGGAUCCCCUGCUGGAUCUGUUGGUGGUGCAACUGGGGCAGCUCUACGAUGCCCUCGCCCACUACCUCAAGCCGGGACAGACCAAUCAGAAAUGCACCAGCUGAAAACUUUCCUACAUAAUAAGUUCAAGAUCAAGGAUCUGGGAAAGUUACACUAUUUCUUAGGCUUGGAGGUUUUGUACAUGGCAGAUGGUGUUAUUAUCUCACAAAUGAAGUUUGUUCUUGAAUUACUAAAGGAGUAUGACUGCCUGGAGUACAGUACUCUCACUUCACCCCUUGAUCCCAAUGUGAAACUAAGAGCAAAAAGAGAUGUGCCUUUAACAUACCCUACUUACUAUAGAAAGCUAGUUGGAAAGCUGAACUUCCUCACAAACACAAGGUUGGACAUUGCUUUUAGUGUGCAACACCUCAGCCAAUUUAUGCAGGACCCUAGGGAACCCCAUUUGAAGGCUGCUUUCCAUAUGUUGAGAUACCUCAAAACUGAUCCUACUCUGGGUGUGUUUCUUCCUAGUGAUACAGACUGGUCCAUCAAAGCUUAUUGUGAUUCUGACUAG
Nicotiana tabacum (common tobacco) is the source of this 636-nucleotide messenger RNA. Lineage: Eukaryota; Viridiplantae; Streptophyta; Magnoliopsida; Solanales; Solanaceae. The record is from RefSeq and is a predicted model, not a curated record.